CCUCAGCCGCGGUCGCCGUAGCUCUCGACGCGGUCGUCCCCGCCGAGCCGCGGGCGCCGCCGCAGGGAGGGAGCGGCGCCGCGGCCUCCGCCGUCCGAGGACGCCCCGUAUUCCGGGGCCCCGCACGGUGGCUGCCGGCUCGCCGAGCGCAGCUCGCCUGGGAGGAAGGCGGCGGCUCGCGUCCAGCGGGCCGCCGGAGCCGGGAGGAGACCAUGUCCGUGAGGCGCCCUCAGUUCUCCACGACCGAGCGCGUCAUCAAAGCUGUCCCCUUUCCUCCAACCCGACGGCUAACUUUGAAGGAAGUAUUUGAGAAUGGGAAACCUAAAAUGGAUCUUUUGAAAAACCAUUUAGUAAAAGAAGGCCGGGUGGAAGAGGAAGUGGCCUUAAAGAUCAUUAAUGAUGGGGCUGCCAUCCUGAAGCAGGAGAAGACCAUGAUAGAGGUGGAGGCUCCGAUUACAGUGUGUGGUGAUGUUCAUGGACAGUUCUUUGACCUGAUGAAGCUGUUUGAAGUCGGGGGAUCACCUAGUAACACUCGCUACCUCUUCCUGGGCGACUAUGUGGACAGAGGCUAUUUCAGUAUAGAGUGUGUGCUGUAUCUAUGGAGCUUAAAGAUUAACCAUCCUAAAACAUUGUUUCUGCUUCGAGGAAAUCAUGAAUGCAGGCAUCUUACAGAGUACUUCACCUUCAAACAGGAAUGUCGGAUCAAGUAUUCAGAGGUGGUGUACGAUGCGUGCAUGCACACUUUCGACUGUCUUCCUCUUGCUGCCCUCUUAAACCAGCAGUUUCUCUGUGUACAUGGAGGAAUGUCUCCUGAAAUUACUUGUUUAGAGGACAUUAGGAAAUUAGAUAGGUUUACUGAACCUCCUGCUUUUGGGCCAGUGUGUGACCUGCUUUGGUCUGACCCCUUGGAGGACUAUGGCAGUGAGAAGACCCUGGAGCACUACACCCACAACACUGUCCGAGGCUGCUCCUACUUCUUCAGUUACCCUGCAGUUUGUGAAUUUUUACAGAACAACAGUUUAUUAUCAAUAAUCAGAGCCCACGAAGCCCAGGAUGCGGGGUACCGGAUGUAUAGGAAGAACCAAGCAACCGGCUUUCCGUCACUUAUUACGAUUUUCUCUGCCCCUAAUUACCUAGAUGUCUAUAACAAUAAAGCUGCAGUGUUGAAAUAUGAAAACAAUGUCAUGAACAUCAGGCAGUUCAACUGUUCUCCACACCCCUACUGGCUCCCAAACUUCAUGGAUGUUUUCACGUGGUCUUUGCCUUUUGUUGGAGAGAAAGUGACAGAGAUGCUGGUCAAUAUUCUCAACAUAUGCUCGGAUGAAGAAAUGAACUUCGCCGAUGAAGAAGGAGCCACUACAGGUCGAAAAGAAGUCAUCAAGAAUAAAAUCCGAGCCAUUGGGAAAAUGGCCCGGGUCUUUACGGUUCUUCGGGAAGAGAGUGAGAAUGUGCUGACCCUCAAGGGCCUCACUCCCACAGGCACACUCCCACUGGGGGUCCUCUCUGGAGGAAAGCAGACCAUUGAGACUGCCAAAGAACAAGCCGCAGAGGAGCGGGAAGCCAUCAGAAGUUUCACAAUUGCACACAGGAUCCGAAGUUUUGAAGAAGCCCGAGGUCUGGACCGAAUUAAUGAGAGAAUGCCACCCCGAAAAGAGGCUUCGUUUCAUCAUGAUGCAGGGAGGAUGCACUCGCACCCGCAUCCGCCACACAUGCAGGCGUCAAGAAGGACCGACCAUGGAAAGAAAGCCCUGUAAUGACUCAGGGCCCUGUGCAGCACAGAUGGGUCCCAACCCUAUGAGCAAAUCAUAUUUAUUUAUAUUGGAAAUGAAACAGGAACAACUCAAACAACUUAAACUUGGAGGUGCAUUUGUAACUCAGUUGCAUUUACUCUGUAAGAAAAGUGACCAUUUUAUAAAUUCUAAUUUAUGUUCAAUAUAUAUAUAUAUAUAAAUACUUUUGUUUUGUUUCCCUCCCCUUGUCCUAAUUUUAGGAGCGAAUCUGAUUGGUUGGUGUGUGUGUGUGUGUGUGUGUGUGUGUGUGUGUGUGUGUGUGUGUUGAAAUCUUAUGCUAUAAAGGGGACCUUCCCCUAAUAAUAAGGGCUUUGGAAACCUUCGCCCUAGAUUUCUGACUCAUACUCCUAGUUAGCCCUCCUCUAGUUUGGGGAGGUGAUUUUUUUUUUUUUUUCAUUUACGACUUAACUCAAAAAUGCCUUUCAAUUUUUCCCCUUUCUUCUCAGUACCAAUCUCAAUGGCUAAAAUUGCUUCUCUUAUGAGGGAAACUUGAACUUCCAAAAGAACAGCCUAAACCUAGUGAUUUUUAAGAUCCUUUAAGAACUGCUUCCAUAAUAAUUUACUUCCUUUUGGCCUCUGAGCUCUGUGAUUGUGGAGUGUGUGUGUGUGUGUGUGUGUGUGUGUGUGUGUGACAUAAGAUUGAACCCAUGCCUUGCACAUGCUGUGAAAGCCCUCUACUGCCCCGCUGGGCCUCCACUCCUGGGUUCAUUUUCAUAUGUUCUAAUAAAGUUCCUUUCAAAAAGUAAUAAUGAGGGUGAGCUAGUGAGGUUGCUUAGCCUGGUUACUUAAGUUUGAUCCCCAGGAAGAAGAAAACCAACUUACAAAGUCA
Molecule: messenger RNA, 2619 nt
Organism: Mus pahari (shrew mouse)
Lineage: Eukaryota; Metazoa; Chordata; Mammalia; Rodentia; Muridae
Gene: Ppp3cc
Product: protein phosphatase 3 catalytic subunit gamma
Exons: 14
Coding region: 213-1754 (513 amino acids)
Biological process (GO): calcineurin-mediated signaling
Cellular component (GO): calcineurin complex; cytoplasm
Molecular function (GO): calmodulin-dependent protein phosphatase activity; calmodulin binding
Source: RefSeq, a predicted model, not a curated record